This is a messenger RNA of Glossina fuscipes, 4497 nucleotides long. It is a transcript of the gene egg, whose product is annotated as histone-lysine N-methyltransferase eggless. Bases 294 to 4379 code for a protein of 1361 amino acids. Gene Ontology annotation, molecular function: zinc ion binding; DNA binding; protein binding. The record is from RefSeq and is a predicted model, not a curated record. The transcript is spliced from 12 exons. Gene Ontology annotation, biological process: negative regulation of gene expression; heterochromatin organization. Gene Ontology annotation, cellular component: nucleus. Lineage: Eukaryota; Metazoa; Arthropoda; Insecta; Diptera; Glossinidae.
CAUCUCAUUUCGUACAUAGCUUGGCAUUGCGAUUUGGAGGAGCAAACCUUAAUAUCAGUCGUUUAAUAACGAUAAUAAUUAGUGAAGCCGUUACAGAUUGUCGAUGUGGAGAUAAAAAAUUAAGCAAUUAUAUUUAGGAAAUGUGGCAAAGAAACUAAGCUGUCGAAAUUAAAAAUUUCAUUUGUUAGGCAACCUUUUCACAAGACAUUCCGAAAUAUGGACGCGUUCGAGGAAUAAAGGAUCAAAUAUACUUUUUUUACAAAUAAGAAAACAAUUAAAGAUUUAUUAAUAAAAUGGCAGACGAUAUAAAAUCGCAACCACAGAAAAUUAUUGGCGAUACGAGUGGAACGAGUGGAAUUACUUUAGAAAACGUAGGAAACAAUCAAAUGAAUGAAAAAUUAAAGCCCGUAGAAAAUAAAAUUUCAUCGUUGGAAAUCGCAAAUGAAACAAAAUCAACUGAAUUAUUAGCAAAAGAAAAUCUUGAAAUUCAAAACGUUUCAGACGCUUUUGAAGAAAAGGAAAUGAAUAAAGAUUCAGCAGUGGAAAGUGCGACAGAAAUUAAAGAACUUGGAGAAAGUGUUCAAUCAUUUCUUGAUUCUGUUGGAAAAGAGUUCUCAAAAGACGACUAUUCUUCCGCAAUAGAAACCGAGCCAUCACUAGAUAAAAUAACAAAAGAAUUUAUGAGCGAAGAAUGUAAGCAAUCUAAUGCUCAAUUGAAUUUAGAUCAUCUAAUAUCUUCGAAACCACAAAUUUAUAGUGACUCGGAAUUACUCAAGGAAAGAGAAUUAAUGGAAAAUUUAGAAACGUGCGACAGCCAAGAAUCUACAAAGUUAAUUAUAGACGAAACUUCCAUUGAAGAAGAAAAUAAAUAUAAUAAAAAUGAUCAGCAAGAAACGGAAAUGAUCGCGAAUGAACAAAUCGAAAUGGUAUUGGAACAAAAUGCCAACAGUGUAGAUAAAACGAAAAGUGCGGAAAAUGCAGAAGAAUUGACAUUUUCCGGAGCAGACAAAGUAGUAGACGAAAUGGACAUGGAUGAAAAAGAUGAGGAUGUUUUACAUGUGGAAGGUCCAGCUGUGCCAAUCAUUGAAAUAGACGACGAUGAUGAACCAGUAGAGAAACCUCCAUAUCUUUCAGUACAAGAAAAGCAAAUCUCCGCUCUAACAAACAUGGAAACUUCUAAACCCGAAGAAGCAAUUGAACGCCAGGAUGUUGAGAUGAAAGAAUUGACUCCGGAAGUGACUACUGAAAUUGAUGGAAAAACAAACGAAAGCUUGCUGGAAAAAGCUGCAGAAAAGCAAUUUGUUGAGGUUGUAGCACAAUCAACGGAUGCUAACGGAAGUGAUAAUGGAAGCUGUGAGGUUUUUUACAACAAAGAAUGCAUUAACUAUGAAUGUCCGCACGAUCACAAGCAAUAUCUGCAGGCUCCUUUGUGGGCGCUUAGUUACUUUCAGGUUAAUAAAAAAAAAUUCAAAUCGCAAUACGUAUGUGUUGAGUGCUAUGACAAGUCUUUGGACAUGUAUGAGGAAUUCUCUGGUCUAUUAAAUGCUAAAUAUCCCUUACUUACAAAAGACAUACCCACGGGUCGCCAAGAAUUUGUGGAAAUUAUUGACAGCAGCGAUGAAGAGGAUACCACUGAGACGGCUAAAAGUGCGGAAGAAAAUUCAAAGCCUAGCUUUUCCAAAAGCGAUUUUUUUCUUAUCGAAAAUGAAUUAGAUAAGACUAUCAAAAACGUUUUAAAUAAAAUCGAUAUACAAAGUCAACUGACUUGGUCGAAAACUAUACUCACCCAACGUUUGAAGCACCUGGAAGUGGAAUGUUCGUGCAUAGAAAAGGACAUGCGAUUAUUGCAGAAGAAAGCCGAUAAAAUGCACGAAGCCCUAUAUCAAUGCCCUAAAAUUAAGCUAAGACAACUUCAACCGUUGGACUUAAAUAGCGGGUUGCCAUUCAGCGUUGUUGAUGCACCAGAAGUUCAGCAAAUACCACCUGUUGGCGAGGUUGAACGUAUUUCUAUACAACUUAACGGAACUUACUACGCAGUUAAAAAUAAUGCGAUUGCUAGGUGGGUACCAUGCAAAGUAACCGAACAAGUAGAUAGCAAUAUUCCAUCCCAGAAAAAUGCCAAGCAGUAUAAGAUAAAAUUCCUAAAAUCACAAUACCAAAUGUUGAAAACUGUCCCUGCUAAACAUUUGGCUUACUACGAACCUCCAGCAGUAAGGCUACCUACAGGAGCUCGUGUUAUUGCUUACUUUGAUGCUACUUCUUUGACUCGCGGUAAAGAAAAGGUUACCACUGUGCAAAGUGCUUUCUAUCCUGGUAUAAUUGCUGAACCUUUGAAACCAAAUAAUAAAUUUCGCUACUUGAUAUUUUACGACGACGGCUACACUCAAUAUGUGUAUCAUAAAGAUGUACGCUUAGUAUGCCAAGUGUCUGAAAACGUUUGGGAGGAUGUACAUCCAACUUCUAGAGAUUUCAUACAAAAAUAUCUUACACAAUAUUCUAUUAAUCGCCCUAUGGUCCAGACUCAGAAGGGCCAGUCCAUGAGUACCCAAUCAAAUGGAUAUUGGUUACAUGCUCGCGUUAUUGACAUUGACUGUAGCUUAGUGUUGAUGCAAUUCGAAGGUACGCGUAGUCAUACCGAAUGGAUAUAUCGAGGCUCUUUACGUUUAGGUCCGGUUUUUAAAGAGUAUCAAAAGUCACUGCAAAAACACACGAAUGUGCCUGUAUCCCGAUUACCAAGGCGUACCGAGCCAUUUAUACGUUAUACGCAAGAUGAGGACUCGUCGGCUCAACAGCAAACGGAAAAAGCACGAGCUGUUGCCCGUAAAUCUUUCGGUAGACCCGAGUCUAUCACUAGUUCGGUUCAAGGCCAAAUAACUCAGACGGCUUCGCAAAUGCCUGUUAAGCAUUUGAAUAAUUCCACCAUUUAUGUAGAAGAUGAAAAUAAGCCGAAAGGAAAGGUGGUUUAUUACACAGCCAAACGUAACUUACCACCGCGGAAAUUUGUGGUGCAUAAUUGCUCGCCUUCUUGCUUGAUUGAUAUAACUCACAAUUUGAGUGCUUACAGUCCGCUAUCGAAGCCAUUGCUUUCAGGCUGGGAACGUUUUAUUUUGCGGCAAAAGAUCAAGAAGGCAAUUGCUUAUAGAGCUCCAUGUGGAAAAAUUUUACGCAAUAUGAAGGAACUUCGUCAUUAUUUACGUCUUACUAACAACGUUUUGAAUGUAGACAAUUUUGAUUUUAGUCAUGAAACAAAUUGCUUGGCAGAGUAUGUCAUUGAGAGUGCUAUUGUUCAAAAGCGUGACAUUUCAGGGGGUCAAGAAAAGAUGGCUAUACCGUUGGUAAACUAUUAUGAUAACACUUUACCACCAGAAUGCAAAUACUCAGCUAAAGUUAUACCCACCGAGGGUGUACAUAUUAAUACUGAGAAAGAUUUUCUUGUGGGUUGCGAUUGUGACGAUGAUUGCUCGGAUAAAUCCAGGUGUUCUUGUUGGCAGUUGACAUUGGCUGGUGCUAAGUACGGUAAUGCGAAUACGCCAAGUAAUCAAGUGGGCUACCAAUAUAAAAGGUUGCUCGAACAUGUACCAACUGGCAUAUACGAAUGCAAUGCUCGCUGCAAGUGUAAAUCAAAUUGCUUGAACCGUGUAGUUCAGCAUUCUUUGCAGAUGAAAUUACAAGUAUUUAAAACUUCAAAUCGUGGUUGGGGUUUACGUUGCAUUAAUGAUAUACCACGUGGAAGUUUUGUUUGCAUCUAUGCAGGGCAUCUUCUUACCGAAGCCAAAGCCAAUGAGGGAGGUUUGGAUGCAGGCGAUGAAUAUUUUGCUGAAUUGGAUUAUAUUGAGGUAGCGGAACAAAUCAAAGAAGGCUAUGAAUCUGAAGUAGAGCCUCCAGAGCCGGAGGAUGAAGAACCGUAUAAUCCCGAGCAAGAAGAUGAUGACGAAUUCACGCCGAGCAAAUCGUACAUGUCACGUUCUAAGGCUAAGAUGAAAAACGCGCGUUCUAAUAGUCAACAAUUUGAAGAUGAGUUCCAAGAACGUCAAGUGAUUAGUUUCAAUCCGAACGCCGAUAUCAAUGAAGAUUCCGGAAGGGAAUCGUCUAUUCGUAAACUUUUCGGUAAGGAUGAAGCUUGUUAUGUAAUGGAUGCUAAAAUCACUGGCAAUUUAGGGCGAUAUUUCAAUCAUUCUUGUUCGCCGAAUUUGUUUGUGCAAAACGUUUUCGUCGAUACCCAUGAUCUACGUUUUCCUUGGGUAGCAUUUUUUGCCUCAUGCCAUAUACGUGCCGGCACUGAACUGACUUGGAAUUAUAAUUAUGAAGUUGGCGUGGUACCCGGCAAAGUUUUAUAUUGCCAAUGCGGAGCACCAAAUUGUCGCUUGCGUUUAUUAUAAACUGUAUUUAUUUUUUUUUUAAUUACUUUCUCUUUAAAUUUACUCUUAGUAAUUUUGAAUUAAACUUAGAGUUGGAAAUAAUGACUAUAUUUUUGGGAAAUGUGUCCCGCUUAAACUA